UUAUACUAUUUUUUUUUUCUCUGUUUGAGGAGGUGGGGCAAAGAAAAGUACAUUUGACAGACCGCCAACCACACAGCAGCCAGGACCCACUUCAUUUUAUCUAUCAGUUGCCUUUUUUUUCCAACAAACAUUUCAUCUAUCCCUCCCUAGCAACAACUGUCCUUGUCAUUGUCACAAUACUCAGGUGAGCUCAAUUUUCGUUAUCUAGAGUUGUCUUGCUGACGACGAUUUACACGUUAGACGUGGGGGACACGUGAGAUAUCAAUCAAGAGCGGCCUUGACAGCCUGUUGACAAAGUUCGCCACGCAUCAAUAAAUACCUCCCCAGGUGUACACUCCGUCACACGAGACGACUGUUUGAUUCUGCCUUCUAAAGCUCGCCGGGGCCUCGACACAAAAAUCGCACGGUGUAGUUACCUGUCGUUUUGCUGUGUAUGAUUUUUGGUGUCGACUCAGGUAGGGUUGGUGUGACGGGCUGGUGUUAUCUCGACCUGUCCAAGGAACACUCGAGUUCGAAAUUUGUUUAGGACAGGAGAUAUUGGCUUUAGGGAAGGCUGUUGCUUGCGGAAAUACCUCAGAUACCUGUGAAAGGUAAGAAGAAAGGAACCGACAUGAUGCACGGUAUGACUCCUGAUGACACAGUGGUCUCACGACUGCGGUACUGGAGUGUGACGUCACCAGAGACACCAGCUUUUGUCUACGUCACACCUGACGGCGAGCGUUAUGCUUACUCAAGAAAGGAACUCUACUCCUUGUCACGAAGGGCAGCCACUUGGUUAAGUCAGCGAGGAGUAGGAAAGAAAGAAGUCCUUCUGUGCUUGAUACCAACAUCUCCUGAACAAACAUUUACAUCGCUGGGAGCAACGGUCUUGGGAGCAACGACGAUGUGUACGAUGAUUCAGUAUCGGGACGGUUCCGACAUUGUGCCUGUGAUCAACUGUGGAGAUGUCACAACCAUUGUCGUGGACCAGACAGACAAGCAAGCCAUUAAUGCCUUGGAGACCUUUAUCCCCAACCUGUCACCUGGGUCUGUCACAAGCCCUGCUGCUCCUUCAUUGAAAACUGUCAUCUUCUGCAACCGGUUCCCCAAAGAAUCAGAAUUGUCGUUCCUUGACUCGAUCGCCAUGGAAGAAGAAGCCGAAGUCGUUGACGUGGGUCCUGAUGACCUGGCGACGAUAUUUGUGACAUCUGGAACCUCAGGGCAACCGAAGCUUGUUCCUCGAACUCACAGGCAGGUCAUGGCUAUGGCUGCCCAAGGAAGUAAUAUCUGGAGUGCAUCGGGUGCAGAUGUUUACUACAGCCCGUCCUCGUUUGGGUGGGUGUCUGGCUACCCGAGUGAUUACUGUGGCUUCGCUAAGACACGCGUUGUUCCCUACGUUAAAGGCUCGCGACCAAAAGAUGAAGACAAAUUCCUGUGGAACCUGCUGAUGGAAGAAAAUGUCAAGAUUAUGUUCACAUCGCCCCUAAGGCUUCAAGGUCUGCUUGCACGCGCUGACCUCCUGCAGUCUGACGUCACCUGGCGCGCGAAGGCGAUUAUUUUCCGGGGUAGCGUGAUCCGGAAGGAGUUUGGCAGUGUGCUUGGACCUUUGACCUCCAAGCUGCUCGUGUUCUACGGGUGCACGGAGGUGGGGAUAGUCUCGGAGAAGUUUUAUUUCGGCGAUGAUGCAGAGGUCCAGGAUUGUAACUGUGGCAAGCCUGGGAAAGACCUGCAGGUCAAGAUCGUCGAUGACAAUCUCGAGGAAGUUCCACCGUAUACCAAAGGGGAGAUAAUCAUCAAGCAUAACGGCAUUUUCUCCGGGUAUCUGAAGCAGCCCGAGCUCACAGCAUCAGCAACACCGGAAGAAGGCUGGUUCAGACCUGGCGAUAUUGGCUACAUCAACGACGAAGGCGAGGUCUUUGUCGAGGGGAGAAAAUCUGAAGUCAUUUCAAUCGGCACCUGGAUGAUGCAUCCCCAGCCGCUGGAGUCCCUUCUCAUGAAGUGUCCGGGAGUGCAUGACGUGGCUGUGGUGGCUAUCCCCGACAAGGACUUCGACAACCUUCCGUGUGUGUGCGUCGUGCAGGAUCCCAGACCGGAAGCCCCGCUCCUAGUGCCUGACGAUCUCCUUCGCGCAUGCGCCGAGUAUUUCCAGGACAGUUUUCUCCAGGAGAACAAGUCUCGUGAUGCAGGUGUUCCCAAGGUGUGUCUGGUGUUUGACAAGUUUCCUGUGAAUAUUAACGGCAAAGUUCAGCGAACCGCCUUACGAGCUCUGGCCAUGGAGAGGUUGGGACUACAGAAAACAGUUUGUUAGUAAAAUAAACACUAAAUUUGUUAAAUGGCAUAACUUGUCUGUCAAAUCGUGAUAAAUAUAUCACUAUCCUUAUAAUAAGGAUAUCUGGAUUUUAAUUUAAUAAUCUUUCUCAUAUUCACUUGGUUUUCAAUUCUUUCUCUCUGUUUUCGAGUACGACUGGAACAAUAUUUUAUUAUCAAAAGAAGACCUUGAAUCCGUGAGCCUGAGACUGUGAGAGAGCUUCUUCUAACAAUAACAAUAAUAAUAACAACCAACUUUAUUAGUCCCAAUGGGCAAUUUAAAUGGAAGGUAAACAAACCUGUUGAGAAUAAUAAACGUUUAUUAUAAGGUUUACAAUGUGUUCAACAAAUACCUGUUUUAUAGAGUAUCACUUAAAUAUUUCUAUCUCACUGGUCUACUUCGAAGAAUUUUUUCUUCUUUAGUAGACUUGUUGGACUCGUUAUGGCAACUUUGACAUUUUAAACCUACACAGCGACAGACCAAGACUUCACAUUCAAACAUGCACAUUGCCAAACGCACACACAUCCCCACAUCACCACUAUAUUACUUAUAACGAUUAUUAUAAAAAGUGUGUGUUAUAUUUAUCAUAUAAUUAUAUUAUCAUGUAAUGUUAUAAGAAUGACUGUCCUCUUAAUUGUUAAAUAAAUAUACCAGAACUAUGA
Molecule: messenger RNA, 2949 nt
Organism: Pomacea canaliculata
Lineage: Eukaryota; Metazoa; Mollusca; Gastropoda; Architaenioglossa; Ampullariidae
Product: probable 4-coumarate--CoA ligase 3
Exons: 7
Coding region: 611-2287 (558 amino acids)
Source: RefSeq, a predicted model, not a curated record